AUGAACCAAUCACUCUCAUUCAAUUUACUCACCUACCUACUAUUGCUAGCACAACGCACCGUAUCGUACAAGGACGAAGAGUAUUGUAGCAUCUGUAGGGAUCACGUCGCAUGUGGAAACGUUGGCACGCUGCAUGGAAACUGCUCGAAGUAUAUUAACGUAAGCCUUACUAUUCUCACCCAUUAUCAGCACCAGAUACUGGAACGUGCGAAUGAUUUGCGCCAAACGUUCGCUAUGGGCCAUUUGCCCGGUUUCAACGAAACGUUCGGACCGAUGCACUCCGUCACGUGGGACCCGGAAAUGGCGGACCUUUGCCGGAUGAACCUUAACACGUGUAACUUUGCUCACGACAAGUGCCGCGGUACGCUACGGUUCCCGUACAGUGGGCAAACGCUCGGCAAGCUAACCAAAUGUGUAUCUGCUGCGAACGUAGAUAGUUUGAAGAUACGGGUGCUCCCGCACGUUAUCCUGCAUCUGAUCGACCGUUGGUAUCUGGAGCAUGAAGUAACGAAACCUUCGGACGUGAAGCAUUACUCUCAACAUUCAUCCGCCCGUAAAUUCCAGAUCGGACACUUUCUGCAGCUAAUCAACUGUAACGUGUGUCGUAUGGGUUGUUCACUACUCUCAUACCGGGAGCACCGUAAGCACCUAGUGUGCGAUACGUAUAUCCUCUGCUGCAACUACUCCUACAUCAACAUCGUCAAUCGACCGAUCUGCAACGUUAACCGGUACGAGAAGACGUGCAAGAAGGAUAAUAAAUUUCCCGCCCUCUGUGAACACUGUCACCUCUAGCGUGAGUGAUAUCGCAAUAAAACAAC
Anopheles maculipalpis is the source of this 818-nucleotide messenger RNA. RefSeq names its product antigen 5 like allergen Cul n 1-like. The transcript has 2 exons. The record is from RefSeq and is a predicted model, not a curated record. NCBI's taxonomy places the organism in Eukaryota, Metazoa, Arthropoda, Insecta, Diptera, Culicidae. The coding region runs from base 1 to 792 and encodes 263 amino acids.